AUAAUAGUGACACGCAAACCAUCCUUUUAAACUAGAACCACAAUAUAAAUAAAACCCUGCAAGGUUUUAUAAUAGGAACCCCGCUAAGAGCGACUAGUCGUGUUCUCAGUGUGAUGGUCAGCGACCUGAACAGGACGCUGAUAUAGAUAGUGGGCCUACAUUUGACGGGAAUAGCUACAUAAUACUACGAGGAUGGUAAAGCAGCCACGAGUCUUAUAUUUCUGUGUUAUAUUAUUCUGUUCCAUCCAGGGAUUCUUGGCUGUUAAAAAAGAUGUUGUUUUCGUCGUGGACAAGUCGGGGAGUAUUGACCAGUCGGACUUCGACACGGCUAUUGAUUUUCUCAAAGAUACCAUCACCGCACUGACCAUUGGUGUGAACGACGUCCAGGUAUCUGUGGUCAGUUUCUCUGAUACUUAUAAUGAAGAAUUCGACCUGAACGACAACGCGGAUCAGGCGAGUCUUCUUACCGCGGUCAAUGGUCUUAAAUCGUCCAUUUCGACUAACGGAGGAACUUUUACAGCCAACGCUUUGAACUAUGUUCAGAGUUUUUCAUUCACCACGGGGAAGGGGGCCAGGACGGACGCUGGUCCCAUAGUCAUCGUUAUGACAGAUGGACUCUCUCAGAAUACAGCGCAAACAACCACAGCAGCUAACCUUAUACGGAGUUCCAUAAACGACAGUAUUAUCUACGUGAUAGGUAUAGGAGCCGACCUCAGCUCUUCCACAGAUGAACUGUUGCAUAUUGCUAGUGACCCGGAUGCAGAUAAUGUUAUGUACGUCACUUCCUUCCUGUAUAUAUGUAAUCUUGUGCCAACGCUUGCAGUAAAAAUAGAUAGUUCCGUUACUGUGUCUGUAGCAAGUGACUGUACUCAAACAACUACGACCGUCUUUGUUGGUAAGGGCGGCGUAGUAACAACAACAACCACAGCCACAACAACUACAACCACGCCCACAACGACUACAACCACGCCCACAACCACCACCACCACGCCCACAACGACUACAACCACGCCCACAACAACCACCACCACGCCGACAACUACCACGGCUACGGGCACCACUACUACAGGCACCACAACAGCGGCUAUUGUCGCCGAUGUACAAGCAUCCUCAAGUUUUGCAGAAGACAACAUCCCGGCGAUAGCAGGAGGUGCUACGGCUGGAGCGGUAGUAGUGUCAUUGACGGUCGCGGCCGCUAUCUACAGGUAUAAGAAACUUGCCAACAAAGUGGUUGACAUUUCGAAGAGCGGUCCAUGAUGGGGUUUUUAGGAACGGUAAUAUUCUGCGAUACACCAAGACUGAAGACCUAGAUGGAAACAAGACUCAGGGAAAUGUUCAUCAGCUAUGCCUUGAACUACUUCCGUUGACAAUUUUUUUUUUUAAUUAUCUUAUAUUGGUUUAAAACUGAUUUAAUUAUAAUUCAAUGCCUGAGAUCUGUUUAUUCGACAAUGUGAUAUUCAUCAUAAAAAUAGGAUUCUUUCAUCUACAUUCACCCAUGAGUUUAUGUUCAAAUAAUCAAACGAUUUUCAUGUGAAAAGAGACAAUGUAUUCGUUUACAAAUACCUCCUCGUAAAAAUAUGUUCUAUUCUUUUUGAGACUGAAAAAAUCAUGAAUGUUUUUGUUAAAUUCACCUUUUAAUAAAAGUAGUUUUAGAAAAAAAUCGUUUUUAGAUAAAAACAAAUAUACAUUAAUUCACAUUUUCAUGUGAAGGAAUAGCAAUAGAAAAUGUCAAAUGUAGGUGAAUUUCAACUGAAAAAAAUAAAAUGAUCUUUUUUGUAAAACCGGCUUUUGCGAGCAUGCAAGUAUUCAAAAUCUGGUUUUUCGUUGUAUCUCCUUAUAUGAAUAUUAUGAGUGGUUCAUUCAAUCAUUGCACCACGUAAGAGCAGGUCGCAUUAUGUUCAUCUUUAUCAUUUAAAAGUAAUAAUAUCAUGGGAUUCUAUGUUACACUUACCCUUCAGUGGCACUUGACCGUUUGUCCCUGGCUCGAUGCCACCAGUUUGUGUAGGGUUCAUGCCACUGAUGUGUAUUUGAGUCCGUGGCCUUUUGUAACUUAUUUAUGUUAAAUGUAAACUUUAUUUAUUUUACAACAACUAUGAAGCAAGUUAUUUCAACUUAUAUUAAUCACUCUUGAUGGCCCGGAAGUUGGCGUGGGGGGAUCUUAGUGUGGGAGGAAACCGGAGAACUCGGAGAAAACUCACGUGGUCGUGCAGGUGACCCCAUACCUUUUCACG
Molecule: messenger RNA, 2231 nt
Organism: Mizuhopecten yessoensis (Yesso scallop)
Lineage: Eukaryota; Metazoa; Mollusca; Bivalvia; Pectinida; Pectinidae
Product: cell wall protein DAN4-like
Exons: 5
Coding region: 193-1257 (354 amino acids)
Source: RefSeq, a predicted model, not a curated record